UCAAAGAUUAAGAAGAAGAAGAUGGAAGACUUGGCGUUAUGUGAAGCAAACAACGUUCCUCUAACUCCCAUAACAUUCUUGAAGAGAGCUUCGGAGUGUUAUCCUAAUCGAACUUCGAUAAUCGAUGGACAAACUCGUUUCACUUGGCCUCAAACCUAUGACCGUUGCUGUCGUCUAGCCGCUUCUCUCAUAUCUCUUAAUAUUACCAAGAACAAUGUGGUGUCCGUUGUGGCUCCAAACAUACCGGCCAUGUAUGAGAUGCACUUUGCUGUUCCCAUGGCUGGAGCUGUUCUUAACCCUAUCAACACUCGUCUCGACGCAACAUCUAUAGCCGCAAUCCUCUGCCACGCCAAGCCUAAGAUAUUAUUCAUUAACCGCAAUUUUGAGCCCUUAGCUCGAGAAACGCUCCGGCUAGUAUCAUGUGACGACUCACUACUGAACCUGCGGGUCAUAUUCAUUGACGAUAUCGAUGCACCUAAGAAGGUUUCAUCCGGGGAGUUAGACUAUGAGGGUCUCAUCCAGAGAGGAGAGCCUUCUCCCUUGUUGGUCCCACGUAUGUUCCGUAUUCAAGACGAACAUGAUCCUAUCUCAUUGAACUACACUUCCGGUACCACGGCCGACCCAAAAGGCGUGGUGAUUACUCACCGAGGAGCAUAUUUGAGCACAUUAAGCAUGAUUAUUGGUUGGGAAAUGGGGGCUUGCCCUGUUUACCUUUGGACUCUCCCUAUGUUUCAUUGCAAUGGCUGGACGUUUACUUGGGCAGUGGCAGCCCGCGGGGGAACUAAUGUGUGUAUGAGGCAUGUGACCGCCCCGGGGAUCUAUAAAAACAUAUCAAUGUAUAGUGUGACGCAUAUGUGUUGUGCUCCUACGGUUUUCAACAUUCUAUUGCGAGGAAAUGCACUUGAACAGUCACAUAGGUCAGGGCCGGUUCAUGUGCUGACCGGGGGUUCACCACCGCCGGCUGCUCUUGUUAAGAAAGUUCAGAGGUUGGGGUUUCAAGUGAUGCAUGCCUAUGGGCUUACGGAGGCCACUGGUCCAGUUCUCUUUUGUGAGUGGCCAGAUGAGUGGAAUAGAUUACCAGAGAAUCAACAAAUGGAGCUGAAAGCAAGGCAAGGGCUAGGCAUCUUAGGCCUAGCUGAAGUUGACGUGAGGAACAACAAAACUCAAGAGAGUGUCCCACGCGAUGGGAAAACUAUAGGAGAAAUUUUCAUUAGAGGAAGCAUCUUAAUGAAAGGGUAUCUAAAGAAUCCCAAAGCUACAUUUGAAGCGUUUAAACAUGGAUGCCUCAAUACCGGGGACGUAGGAGUGAUUCAUCCUGAUGGAUACAUCGAGAUCAAAGAUCGGUCCAAAGACAUAAUCAUCUCAGGAGGCGAAAACAUCAGCAGCGUUGAAGUUGAGAAUGUUCUUUACAAGCACCCAAAAGUGCUUGAGGUUGCCGUCGUGGCCAUGCCUCACCCUGUGUGGGGUGAAACCCCGUGUGCAUUCGUUGUUUUACAAAAGGGUGAGACUGAUAAAGAAGAUUGUGAAGAUAAAUUUGGGUAUAGAGAGAAAGAUUUGAUUGAGUAUUGCCGUGAGAAUCUGCCACAUUUUAUGUGUCCGAGAAAGGUGAUUUUCUUGGAAGAACUGCCCAAGAAUGGAAAUGGCAAGAUCCUUAAGCCUAAACUACGAGAUAUCACUAAAGGCUUGGUUGAUGAUAAGGAUGAAGUCAAUCUUAUAUCCAGAAACUUUAAGUCUCGACUUUGAGUUUGUGAAGCAAUAUGCUAAAUUAUCUUUAUCCAUUGAUAGAAAACGAAACAUGUAGACAUAUAGACCGUGAUAAUCUUUAU
Molecule: messenger RNA, 1826 nt
Organism: Capsella rubella
Lineage: Eukaryota; Viridiplantae; Streptophyta; Magnoliopsida; Brassicales; Brassicaceae
Product: probable acyl-activating enzyme 12, peroxisomal
Exons: 3
Coding region: 22-1743 (573 amino acids)
Source: RefSeq, a predicted model, not a curated record